This is a messenger RNA of Lates calcarifer (barramundi perch), 2376 nucleotides long. It is a transcript of the gene krt1-c5, whose product is annotated as keratin, type 1, gene c5. The record is from RefSeq and is a predicted model, not a curated record. The coding region runs from base 97 to 1389 and encodes 430 amino acids. The transcript is spliced from 9 exons. Gene Ontology annotation, molecular function: structural molecule activity. Lineage: Eukaryota; Metazoa; Chordata; Actinopteri; Centropomidae.
GGUCCAGUAACGACGGUCACUCACACCAUCAGGGUCAAAACCUGAUCGAGCAGCAGAAGAGAAGACGUCCUGAAGAACUGAGCUAAAUUGGACACCAUGGCCUCCACCUUCUCUGUGCGCAGCUACUCUGUACGCCAGCCCUCCUUCUCCAGCAUGUCUGUGAGGGACAGCGGACGCAGCAUCCGCUCCAAGCCUUCCGUCUCGCCUCUGGCCACCGUCGGCACCCUGUCUCUGUCCCGCUCCGUCUCAGUGGGCAACGGCCUCAACAUGCUGGGCUCCAGCCUCUCCUUCAACGGCCUUGGUGUCGGAGCCAGCGAGAAGGAGACCAUGCAGGGCCUGAAUGACCGGCUGGCCAACUACCUGGACAAGGUGCGCUCACUGGAGAGGUCCAACGCUGAACUGGAGGUGAAGAUCAAACAGCUGAUGCUGGAGAGGGCUCCGAAAGGACAUGACAUCGAGGGGAUGAUGGCCCAGGCACAUGCCAUUGGGCAGGAGGUGAGAAAGAAGACGCUGGACAACGCUCGUAUCAUGCUGGAGAUUGAUAAUGCCAAGCUGGCAGCUGACGACUUCAGGGUCAAAUGGGAGGCAGAGGCCACUUUGUGCCAGUCGGUGGAGAGGGACUGUCAGGCUCUGAGGAGAGCGAAGUCUGACCACGACCAGAUCAUCGCUACUCUGCGAGGAGACCUGGACAGCCUGAAGGAGGAGCUCUACUUCCUCAAGAAGAAUCACGACGAGGAAAUGAGCUCCCUCAAGGCACGUCUGGCCAACGAGCAGGUGAAUGUGGAGGUGGAUGCAGCUCAGAGUCCAGAUCUGGGGGCCAUACUGGCUGAACUGAGGGUUCAGUAUGAGGGCAUCGCUCGCAAGAACAAGGAGGAGGCUGAGGCCUGGUACCUCAAGAAGUUAGAAGCAGUGCAGUCGGAGGUCAAAGAAAGCAAUGAGGCUUUGCGAUGUGCCCAAACUGAGCUCAGUGAGAGACGACGUUUCCUGCAGGCUCUGGAGGUGGAGCUCGAUAGUCUUCGCAAACAGGUAGGUGUGUUGGAGGGAAACCUGGGAGAAACAGGGCACAAAUACUCUGUGGAGAUGGACCGUCUUCAGGCCACGCUGACCCAUCUGGAGGAUGAGCUGUCUCAGCUGCGUCUGGACAUGCAGCGCAACAAGACCGACUACGAACAGCUGCUGCGCAUCAAACAGAACUUGGAGAUGGAGAUUGCCACCUACAGGAGGCUGCUGGAAGGAGAGGAAAUGGUGAAAGAAACACCUCCACCUCCUAAAAAAGACCCUGACGUCAGGACCAGGAAGAUUGUAAAAGUCGUUACUCAGACCAUGAUCAACGGUAAAGUGGUAGAUGAGUCCAGCGAGGUGGAGCAGAUUGAAGAACGCAAAAAAUGAGCCAAAGUGUGUGCAGAGAAGGAGCAGCGACGUCUGUUAAACCCAAAGUGCCUGCUGACUGUGGAUCAGCGCUCUUGUUUUAUAGCUUCUUUAUUUUGUCUCUAAGUUUUAAGUUGCCCCCAGCUUGCCAAAACUGAUCUGAAGAUAAAAUUCAUGUUCAGUUAAAUAUAUCCUCUUCAGCAACAUGAAAUAUUUGUGUGCAUGUGAACAUUAAAAUUGAAGUAUAAUCUGGUAAUCAUGACACAAUAAUAUGUAAUAGCUUUCUCCAGGGCUUUUGACUACAUCUCAGAGUCUGUGAAACAUAUGUAAAAAGCUAGUAGGAGGACAUUUUGCCUUAUGAAGAAUUAGCUUUCACAGUCAACCCCCAUUUCCAUUUAAAGCAUUAGUUUGUCAUUUUGGGAACUAUGCCUUUUAGCUUUCUUGCCUAGAAACAGGUGAGAAAAUAGGAACCAUUCUCAAGUUUGUAAAUAUGAAGCUACAGCUAGCAGUCCAUUAGCUUAGCUUAGCAUAAAGACUGGAAACAAGGGGAAACAGCUAGCCUGAUUCUUCCAGUAGUAACAAAAUCCACCCAACAACACCUUUAAAGCUUUCUAAUGGACAGGUUAGGUCUUAGUUUAAUUCAGGCAAAAAACAAAGUGGAAAAAAAUAGCCUUUAUGCUAAGCUAACCAGCUGCUGGUUGUAGCUUCAUAUUUAGUGCACAGACAUGAGUCUUCUCAUUUCACUCUUGGCAUGAAAGAGUAUUUCCAAAAAUGUCAAACUUUUAGUACAAACAGGAUAUUUUUGGAGGGUCACACUAAAUGUUAUUAGUUAUUUGAAAUUUGUCGUCGUUAUAAACAAAUGCUUUCUAGAAACUGUCUUGAUCAGUAUCAACUGUAUUUGCACAAUAGUUUGGCUGUAAGAAUAUAACAGGAGAGUUGUAACCUAAUUUUUUUUAUAGAAAUAAACUAACCAAAUAAAUCAACCAAAGCAGCUGUACAGUAUCAAUA